Molecule: messenger RNA, 354 nt
Organism: Gryllus bimaculatus (two-spotted cricket)
Lineage: Eukaryota; Metazoa; Arthropoda; Insecta; Orthoptera; Gryllidae
Source: the annotation of a GenBank genome assembly
AUGGACCCCCACGACAGUGACGUGGACGGGAGCGUUGUGAGUGUCGCGGCGGGCCGCCGCCACGUGAGCGAGCGCGCGCGCGGCGCGCGCGCGCGGGGCGGGGCGGGGGGAGGGGAGGGCGAGGCGCGGGGGCGUCCCCGUGUGCCCGGGGCCCGGGGGGCUGGCGACGCGGGGGACGGCGUGCUGCCUGGGUGGCCAGGUGCUCUGCGCCAACUGCCUGCGACUGGCCGGCCUGUGGCGAGUAGGCCUUAUUUCGCGCUUGCAAGUGCUUUUGGCAAGCAGCCGCACACAUGGAACGAGUUGAUAAACCGCGAAGUUUCAAUGUCUAAUCAGAAGGACGUUGUCGAUCAGUGA